Molecule: messenger RNA, 1101 nt
Organism: Salvia splendens (bonfire salvia)
Lineage: Eukaryota; Viridiplantae; Streptophyta; Magnoliopsida; Lamiales; Lamiaceae
Product: LRR receptor-like serine/threonine-protein kinase FLS2
Exons: 3
Coding region: 1-1101 (366 amino acids)
Molecular function (GO): protein binding
Source: RefSeq, a predicted model, not a curated record
AUGGAGAAUUACUUGUUUUACGUUGGUGUUUUAAUGUUGAUAUCAAACUACGUUUCCCUCACCUCUUCCACACCACUCUUCAAUCUCACCACUGAUCAAUACGCUCUCACUGUCUUAAAAAGCUCCAUUGUUUUCGACCCUAAUGCAAUCUUGCAUAAAAAUUGGUCAAUUCACACUCCCAUUUGUGGAUGGAUUGGUGUCUCUUGUGGCACCAAACACCAAAGGGUUACUGCCCUUGACCUCUCGAACUUCGAGCUCCAAGGCACCAUCCCUCCACAUCUUGGAAACUUAACGUUUCUUCGAGUUUUAGACAUCAGCUCCAACAGUUUCACGGGCAUCUUACCAUCUGAGCUGUCUAAGUUGCGACGUUUAGAAGAUAUAAACGCCGCAGCUAACAACUUCACCGGAGGGAUACCAUCGUGGUUCGGAGCCUUAUCCCAGCUCCAAGACAUGGAUUUGUCGAACAACGGAUUCUCAGGAAGAAUCCCUUCUUCUAUAUUCAAUAUUUCGAGGCUUCAGAGUCUGAAUAUGAGCUUCAAUAUUCUCGAUGGAAACAUUUCUGAGGAGAUUGGUGGCCUUUCUUCACUGAAAAAAGUUAGUUUUGAAAGAAAUCAGUUGAGGGGCUCCAUACCAUAUGCUAUCUUCAACAUUUCUUCGUUGAUUUUACUCGAUUUUGGACAUAAUAUGCUAUCAGGAAAGCUCCCAAACAACAUAUGCAGUAAUACUCCAAGGUUAAGAGAAUUCACUGUCCUUAGGAACCAACUUGAUGGGGAAAUUCCAAGAAAUAUAGGCAAAUGCAAAGAGCUUCAGAUUCUGCAAUUGCAAGUCAAUAAUUUCAGCGGAGAAAUCCCGAGUGAAAUUGGAAGUUUGACGAUGCUCACGGAUUUGUACCUAUGGAGAAACCAAUUCAAAGGUAGAAUACCAAAGCAAAUUGGGAACCUCACUUCUCUAACAGCGCUCUACCUUGAGUCUAAUCACUUGACAGGUGAAUUGCCAGAAGAGCUUUCUAAUUUGGCAGCCUUGCGUUUUCUCAUUUCGGGCAAUAAUUCUUUAUCCGGUGUGAUGGAUCCGCGAAUUUCUGAUGUUAGUAAAUGCUGGUAG